CCAAUUUUCAUUUGAACGGUAAGCAACAAAACUCGGCGUCGUUGAGAAAUCCUUCAAUUGGAUUCCACAAACCAAACUCUGUACAUUUCUUCUCCAUAAUCUCUCCUCAGGGUCAAGGUACGAACUCUUCGCAACUUGUAUAUCACUAAGAAAACACUUCAAAAACAGUACCAAACAGCAAAAUACAACAACAAGGGUUUGUAAUUAACUUCAUUCUAGAAUUUCUCUUCUUCUUUUUUUUUCUGUGGGAUUAAAUUUUCUUUCUGGAGUUCAUUGGGAUUUCCAGAAAUGGGUUUUUGUUUUAAUGUAUGAAUAGUGUGUAAAAAAAUGCAAGCUUUAAGUGUCCUGCUGCCAUUAAGUGGUAUUUCAAGAACAAGAAGAAAGAGAGUUUAUUGUUUGAGUGCAAUUGAAGUUAGCAAUGGGUUUCAUUGUUGGAAUCCAAUGUGUGGGUUUUCGUCUAAAGUGAAAUUAUAUCUUAUUUGUCAACCAAAGAGGGGGAAUUCUUUUGGUUCUUGUAGUAUUCCUUUAGCUUUAGCUUUAGAGAAAGAAGCAAUAGGGAGUGAUAAAGAUAGUGCAGAUGAGGUGAUUUUGAGUGAUGGGAUUGAUGUUGUGAAAGAAAUUCCUUUUGACGGCAGCAAUGAACCGACAGACAACAAGGAAUAUGUUGGUAAAGAGAAAGAAGAUAAUAGUGAAUUAGGUGAGGAGAAGAGUAAAAAGGUGGAUGUUAGAGCGUUGGGUUUGAGUUUAGAGUUUGCCAAAACUGCAGAUGAAGUUGAAGUAGUACUUAAGGAUUUUGCAGACCUACCGCUUAAUGUGUAUUCAUCUAUGCUAAGAGGUUUAGGUGUGGAUAAAAAAGUGGAUACUGUAAUGGCUGUUUACGAAUGGCUUAAGAGAAAGAAGAUAGAGACUGAUGGUACUAUAUAUCCUAACCUUUAUAUAUAUAACAGUCUACUCGGUGCAUUGAAGCAAUCUCAUGAGUUUGGUUUAAUGGAGAUGGUUGUGAAAGAUAUGGAAGAUGAAGGGGUGAUUCCUAAUAUUGUGACGUAUAACAUUUUAAUGGCAAUUCAUUUAGAGAAAGGACGAUCUAAAGAGGCACUUAACGUACUUCAGGUGAUGCAGAAUACGGGUUUACGGCCAACUCCUGUGACUUAUUCAACAGCAUUGUUGGCUUAUCGAAGAAUGGAAGACGGUAAUGGAGCUCUAAAGUUUUUUGUUGAAGUGAAAGAGAGGUAUCAGAAUGGGGAGAUAGGAAAAGAUACGGAUGAUAAUUGGGAUAGUGAAAUUAUUAAGCUUGAAAACUUCAUAGUUCGAAUAUGCUACCAAGUUAUGCGACGGUGGCUUGUGAAAGGAGUUCACUUAACUAAAGAUGUGAUGGAUCUUCUUACAAGCAUGGAUGGUGCAGGACUGAAACCUGGACGUGUAGACCAUGAGAAACUCGUUUGGGCAUGUACACAGGAAGGCCAUUACGUUGUAGCGAGGGAGUUGUACAACCGAAUAAGAGAGGGGGGAACGGGAAUUAGCUUAUCUGUAUGUAACCAUGUAAUUUGGUUGUUGGGGAAGGCGAAAAAGUGGUGGGCGGCGCUAGAAGUCUAUGAGGACUUGUUGGAUAAAGGACCAAAGCCUAAUAACUUAUCAAAUGAGCUUGUAAUUUCUCAUUUCAACAUUCUAUUAACUGCUGCUAGGAAGAGAGGAAUUUGGAGAUGGGGUGUUAGAUUACUUAACAAGAUGGAAGAAAAAGGCUUGAAAGUAGGAAGUAGAGAAUGGAAUGCAGUUCUUGUGGCCUGUUCUAAGGCCGCAGAAACUUCAGCUGCAGUGCAAAUUUUCCAUAGAAUGGUGGAAAAUGGUGAAAAACCAACAAUCCUUUCCUACGGAGCAUUGCUCAGUGCUCUUGAGAAAGGGAAGCUCUACGAAGAGGCAAUUCAAGUAUGGGAUCAUAUGAUCAAGGUUGGUAUUCAACCAAAUUUGUAUGCUUAUACCAUUAUUGCCUCAGUUUAUAUUGGUCAAGGAAAAUCUGAUACUGUCGAGUCUGUGAUGAGGGAGAUGGUAAAAUCAGGGAUUGAACCAACUGUUGUUACUUUCAAUGCAAUAAUUAGUGGUUGUGCACGGAAUGGUAUGGGAAGCACUGCCUUCGAUUGGUUUCAUCGAAUGAAAAUUUGGAAUAUCCCACCAAAUGAGAUAACGUACGAAAUGCUGAUUGAAGCUCUUGCGAUAGAUGCUAAACCUAGAUUAGCUUAUGAGUUGUACUUGAGGGCUCUCAGUGAGGAGUUGAUUCUAUCUUCUAAGGCUUAUGAUGCGGUGUUGGAAUCGGCUACGAAUUAUGGUGCAACUAUAGAUAUAGCUAAUUUAGGACCAAGGCCUCCAGAGAAGAAAAAACACGUAAAAAAUAGAAAACAUUUGUCUGAAUUCUGCAACCUGGCUGAUCUUCCUCGGAGAAGUAAACCAUUCGAGAAAGAAGAACUUCAACAUCCACAAUUACAAGGAGACCAAGAGUAAACUGGCAGCCUUUUGUAAUAUGGAAAUAUUUUGGAACAGUUCUGGUGAGAUGAUAUUGUAAAAUGGUGCAGAAGCAUAUUGCUGUAAAGAUACAAGAGAUAACGAGGAAAACAAUGUAUGCAGUAAUAGCUCAUGUAAAACUUUCUGGACCUUCUUUCUUGUUUACUGCUUAUAUAAAUGUGAAAAUCUUGCCUAGAUUUUAAAAAUCAAUCGAGCAUUCAUGACA
Messenger RNA from Papaver somniferum (opium poppy), 2719 nucleotides. Its product is annotated as pentatricopeptide repeat-containing protein At3g46610-like. Gene Ontology annotation, molecular function: protein binding. The record is from RefSeq and is a predicted model, not a curated record. The transcript has a single exon. Lineage: Eukaryota; Viridiplantae; Streptophyta; Magnoliopsida; Ranunculales; Papaveraceae. The coding region runs from base 328 to 2493 and encodes 721 amino acids.